Pseudozyma flocculosa PF-1 is the source of this 2748-nucleotide messenger RNA. RefSeq lists its product as uncharacterized. Bases 1 to 2748 code for a protein of 915 amino acids. The transcript has a single exon. Lineage: Eukaryota; Fungi; Basidiomycota; Ustilaginomycetes; Ustilaginales; Ustilaginaceae. The record is from RefSeq and is a predicted model, not a curated record.
AUGUCCAGCAGCGAACUCAGCUACGAGAGCAGCGACUACGGCGACGGUGACUACGACACUUGGCCCACCGAUAACAACGUGCCCGACUUCAAGUGGGCACACUUCCCGAUCCUCGAGGACGACGUGCCCGCCAAGAACUUUGGAGAGCAGCAGGGUCCCCUGCACGACGUCGGAAAGCUGCUGGCAGAGGGCCCGCAAGAGCAGCAGAACCUCGACAAGUUCACCUUUGGAGGGCCCGCCGACCUGCUCCCGCCGCUGCCUGGCCUGAGCGUCGAGGGGUACGGACCCGUCGCGCUGCCCAUCGUCCGCCCGGCCGAGGCCAAGAAGCUCGCGGCCAAGUGCCAAAAGGCGCCCUUCGGCCGCGGACGCGACACGCUCUUCGACGCCUCGGUACGCAAGACGUGGCAGCUCGAGCCCGAAAAGGUCACGAUCGCCAACCAGGCCUGGCACGAUGGCAUCGCCGCCCUUGGCUCGCUGAUUGCCAGAAAGAUGGGAUUUCCCGGCACGCCCGUCACGCUCCACCUCUACAAGCUGCUCCUCUACGACGUCGGCGGCCACUUUGGCAGGCACCGCGACACGGAAAAGGAGGACGGCAUGUUUGCCACCCUCGUCGUUCAGCUGCCGUCGAACCACACCGGCGGACAGAUGGUGGUGUACAAGGGCGGCGCAUCGGUGACGCACGACUUCGGCGCCGCUGCCGGUACGGCCGCGUUCAAGUGCCACUACGCCGUGCACUAUGCCGAUGCCGAGCACGAGAUCACGCCGGUGACCGAGGGCCACCGCCUGGCGCUCGUCUACUCGGUUUGCUGGCCUGCAGACCGCGACAGGUCGAGCAUCCCCUCGUCGGUCGAUGCCGAGGUCAGGGCCAAGAUGGCGUCGGCGCUGCGGCAGAUGAGCGGCCAGGAGCGCCGCUUCUACCUGCCCCUUGAUCACGAGUACACGCCCAAGAGCAUCGCCGGCCUCGGCGACCGCGCCUUCAAGGGCGUCGACCGCGAUCGCCUCGUCAGCCUGCGGGCCGCCAACGCGCUGCUGCCCGAGGAUCGCCGCUACGCCUUCUUCAUCGCCAAGGCGGAGCGGCGCCAGCUGUUCUGGAAGCACUGCGAGCGCAAGGCGUGGGAGGAGUACGAGCGGCCUAGGAUCGCCUUCAAGCAGCUGCAGGAUCUCGACGGCGGCAGGAUCAUCCAAGGAUCGUGCAGCCCUGCCAGCUACUUUGGCGCGCACGACAUCCUCAACCCAGACGCCAAGUCGCUCCUCAAGCUGUGGCAGGGGCACCGCACCAAGCAGAGCGAGGACACCGGCAACGAGGGCCCGGCGGUCGAGACGACCUACACCAAGUACGUCUUGCUCGCUUGGCCGGCACGCCUUGUCCGAGGGCUCGAGGUCAUCUGCGCCGGCGAGGACGAGACGCUGAGCGCGCUGCUGGCCAGGGGAGCCUCGGACGCCGAGCUGGCGGACUUUCUCCGCGUCGUCGAGCACUUCUACGCUGCUCUGGUGCGUCCUGCCGGCGUCACCGUCGGCAAAGAGAAGCUGCGACACGCCAUCUUCAAGGCACUCUGGGCGCGCCCGUUCAACCGCCAGCUCCUGGAUCUCUACUUGGCCAUCUUCUCGACCGCCAAGCUGCUCCUGCACAGCGAUCGGGGCUGGAACGACUUCAUGCGGCUGACCCAGUGGCAGCAGGCCUGGCCGGCCGUCGGGAACCGCGUCCUCGACAUUCUGGCCGACGACCCCAACGUCGUCCUCAGGGCGAUCCGGGCUCAACGGGACAGAGCGCCGGAAGAGACCAUCCACAUCUUGGUCGAGGCGCUCCUGCGCAAAGAGCACGGGCUUGGAUCCUCGGCCAACGAUCUCGAUUGGCUUGAAUGGCUCAACUGGGACGAAACCGCCAUGUGGCAGGUCGCCGUGUCCAUCCCGGGCUCGGCCGUCUGCCGGAACAUCGUGCAGCGCCACCUCAACGCAGCCGACGAUCGAUUCGAGAUCGGUCCAUGCUUGGCCGCGCUCCGCAAUUGCCGCCGCAAGCAGCCGCAGCAGUUUGAGGCCUGCCGCGAGGCCAUCAGGCCGCUUGUUGAGCGCUGCAUCGCGCAGCUCCAGGGCCAGCGGGCGCAGGCGUCGCAAGCCAGACCGGCGCAAGACUACUGGCGCUUCGCAGCCACACGCUUCCACGGCGACGCCAGGGUGCGAGACUUUCUGCGCGGGCCGGAGCGCACCACGACCAUCUCGGGAUUCGACGGUAGCCAGGCUGCACGCUACUUUGUCGAAGACUGCCAGGUACGCAUGCGUCCGAGCGCCGCCGUCGACGCGCAGAAGUGGAAGCGCCACGGAGAGCCCGACUUUACCUUCACCGCCGCCAAGGAAGGCCGAGGCAGGGAGGCGACCGUCACGCUCACCAAGACGGACCUGUACCCUCAGCAGCGCGAGCUCAAGCGGCUCGACAAGGUCAAGCACCUCGACGAGUCGCUGGCGGAGUGGGGGUCGCUGCUCGACCCCGUGACGAGCGCAGCGACGACGUCGACCGACGAGGCUUUGACGGACAGGGACGCCGAUGCCGACUUGGAGGCUGUCUACGAGGACGAGGACGAGGACGCAGACGGCGGUGAUCAGCCGCCUCGAGGGCGAUCGACUGUCGGCCACGACAGUAGGCCUGACGCCGACGACCCGCUGCCCACGCCUUCCCAGCUGGGGAGGGAGCGAGAGCACAGCGACGAAGAUCGCCAGGGCAAGCGGAUCAGGGCCGAUCCAGAGGCCGAGUAG